This is a messenger RNA of Ilex paraguariensis (yerba mate), 507 nucleotides long. The record is from the annotation of a GenBank genome assembly. NCBI's taxonomy places the organism in Eukaryota, Viridiplantae, Streptophyta, Magnoliopsida, Aquifoliales, Aquifoliaceae.
AUGAGCAACCUCUCCAAAUUAUUUGAAAGCUCAGGUGCUGAAGUAACAAGUCGGAGAUUCCGAAAACCUAGCAAUAUAAUAAGAAGCCUUAUUUCUUCUUGUUUUGAAAUAAGCUUCAUACUUGACAGAAGGAAAAUAUACUGUCAAGUUGGGAAUGCUGUUGCUGUCCCGGUGGGACGUGCUUUGGGAUAUGCAUUGGGGAUGGCAGUGCAAAAACUGAGUGGAGAUGAACCUCUGAUGAGGCUCCCACCCAAGUUCUCUCAUUCCACAACCAUUCAGUUGCAGUCUUUAUCAUCUGAAGAUUGAGUUGUUCAAGGUUCAUAUUCUUUCAUUUGUCGGUACAAUAAAACCAUUUAUAUUUGAUGGUCUCAGGUUCAGGGUUAAAUGUUAGUUGGGUAAAGGGUUAAGUCCACCUAAUUGUAAUUGUAGAAAUAUUUAUAAACAACUGAAUGUAAGUAGGUUUGAGUAAUAAACAAACUAGGGAUGGUUUUGGACUAGUUAAUGGUU